AGCAUCUGAAGCAAGCUGUUAUUUCUCUUUUUAUUAUGGACAGAUGGGCUUCCAGGGCUCAGAUACGUGGGCAGGGGCAGGAGAUGCUCACACAGGGUGAAGGGGCCACAUUUGGAUCCACUGCACAUCCCAAUAAGUCUGUGUCAGCGAGGGCUCCCUGCUGCAGAGGGGGAGCAAGACCCUGGCUGGGGCAGACACAGGCUUGGACAGAUAAGCAGUGAGAUCCAUCUCCCUCCUUCAGAGGCAUGGGUGAGAAGGGAGAUUUCUCCUUCUCACUGUCUGAGCUUGGAGCUCAGCCUCUAUUCCUCCCGCUGUGCACUAAAGACAACACAAGGAGGAGAGGAACGAGAGAUCGACAGCCAGGGGAGAUUCCUGUUGCUGUUUAGGGCAGACCUCUCUCCAUCUCUUCUUUUGUCUUUCCAUUUUUUUUCCAUCUCUCUCUUUGUCCUUCCUCCACCUGCAAAUCUUUCCCUCAAGCUAAGUCCUCCUCUCCCUUUUGUCCUCAUUCUCCUUGCCUUUUCAGUAAGUGAGGAAUUAAAUAAGCCUCUGUGGAGACAAACCCAGAUAGUAGCUUCUCCCUUGAUUUCCUGGCUAGGAUAUUGAUGCAGUUAAAGAAGAGACACCUCCUAAGGCAUUUACUUUAUAUCAAGUCCAGCAUGCAGCAGGUCAGGGUUUGGAAGCUUCCUUAGAGCCACAUGCAUGCUUGCAAUGCAAGAGCUCACUGAUGGGUCUCAGAGCACCUGCACACCCAGGUACCUGCCACGCAAAUAACCACAAUGAGCACCCUCCAGGCACUGCCCCACAUACUGAACCGAGGAAGGCGGGGUCUGACCAGCACCAAGGGCCCCCCAUCACUCAGAUGAGGCCCACCUGAAAACAGUAAUAAAGAGGGGUAUAGAGUACCAUCCUCAGGGUGUUUGUAUUUAAUGGGUAAUGAAGGAACCUGAAGGUAGUAGGAGCAACUUAAAGAAGGAAGGAUGCAGAGGAAAGGCUUCUUCACUCUACAGGAUGUUCUUGGCUGGGGUUGUCCUUUGGUGCUGGUAUCUUGCAUCUGUGCUGUCAGAGUAAAUAAGCCUCCUCUUGUAAAGGCUGACCUCAAGCUGUGUAGUAAAUUCUGGUGCCAGCCAAACCUGCACUCAGUCACUUGCAGCAGUAUGUUCCUUCUCAGUAUGAUGCUGCUGUAUUGCUUUCACCACAAGCGCCAAAGGCUGUGAGAUGCUUUUCCUUUGGGACUCAAUUCCAGCUGUAUGACCUAGGAUUACAGUUGCUAUGGUGAUAAGACAGUCAGUGAAAGAAGGAGUGAAAGGUUGAAAACACAAUGAAUAGUCAACCCAGAGCACUGGGAGCCCUAGCAAGUAAAAGAAGAAAUGGAUAAUUUUAUUUUCCACUUUGCUCUGCCACCAAGACACAGUAUGGAAGCCAUCGCCAAGUUUGAUUUCACUGCUUCUGGAGAAGACGAGUUGAGUUUCCAAGCUGGGGAUAUGCUGAAGGUUUUGAGCUCCCAGGAAGAGUGGUACAAGGCUGAGCUCAGAAGUCAAGAAGGCUACGUUCCUAAGAACUUCAUUGAUUUUCAUGUUCCCCCCUGGUUUGAUGAGAGGAUAUCCCGCCAUGAAGCAGAGAACCUUCUCAUGAGCAAAGGAGUUGGCUCCUUCAUCGUCCGUGCCAGUCAGAAUUCUCAUGGUGACUUUUCCAUCUCUGUCAGGCAUGAAGAUGAUGUGCAACACUUCAAAGUGAUGAGGGAUUCAAAGGGUAACUAUUACUUGUGGACAGAGAAAUUCCACUCGCUAAACAAGCUCGUGGACUACUACAAGACAAAUUCCAUCUCCAGGCAGAAACAGAUAUUCCUAAGGGACAACAGCCAAGAAGAGAAGGAGAGGCGUGGUGGGAGCCUGGAACGGAUGGGCCGGGAAGGAUUCCACCUAAGUGGAGCAGCUGGAGAAGAUCAUUCUUCUAUAUCCAAGAGAUAUGUCGAGCAUGCUAUCCCCAUACUGCAGCAGCAACAGGAAAGAUACGGUGGGAGUCUGGACAGGAAAGAUGUGCUGCAUGGACUAAGGGAUCACGGCCAAGGAAAUGCAGGAGCUAUGCAACGGAGACACACAGACCCGCUGCACCAGCAGACACCGCGAACGCUAUGGGUCCGUGCCUUGUACGACUUUGAUGCUGUGGAGCAUGAUGAGCUGGGCUUCCGUAGUGGAGACAUCUUAGAGGUCCUGGACAGCUCCAACCCUUCAUGGUGGAAAGGACGUCUGCGUGGGGAACUGGGUCUCUUCCCUGCCAACUACGUCACACCAGUGCUCCUGUGAGGGCACAGUUUGCCCCAGAGGGCCAAGCUGGAGCUGCUCUUCUGACAUGACAAGGGACAGAGAAGGAGUGCAUCUUCCCUGGCCACCAGGACAUACAUUGGUUUUGGUUUUGUCUUAAUUUAUUGGCAACUUAUUUUUUUAAAUGUUGGUAUGAAAGGGAAACCUUUGAAGAAAAUAUUAUUUUUUCCCCCUAUUUUUCACCUUCAUGAAGGGGAGGAGCAAAAAUCCUGGACUGUUCAUUGAGACCUUGCUGGAUCCUCCCUGCCCUGUCACCUCUUUGGCUAACGAUUGAUAACUUCCUGCAACUAGGUUUGUUCUGUGGAAAAGCCCCUCAGAAAAGUCAGACUUCAGGUUCAGUAUUCAGAUGGUCCUACCCCUUCCUUUUGGAAUUCACCCACAAGAAUUAAAUGAUCAUUGGUAAUCCCAUCAAUCCUUCAAGUAGGAAAGGAAAGUGAAGGGGCUUUAGGUUGAGGUUCAAGGCAAUUUGUAUUUUUCUAAAUAGCUUCUGGCUUACCCAUCUCCUACUGUGUGUAUGGACUGUAUGGAUAUACCAGAUGAAGGGAAAGGAUCCUGUGAGCUUCUGUACAAAAAAAAAAAAAAACAGUGGUGAAGGUAUGGGAGGGCAAGAACCUACUUUCUUUGUUGCUUCUGAUAGUCCCGGUCUUCUUUCCACACCCCAUAACAACUUACGCCAUUUUCAAGCUGCUCUCUUAGGUAUCUACACUUCUGCUAGAUAGCCUGGUUAGAGCAGAUCAGGCCAUUCAGCUAAAUUAGUAUCCACUGGAUUGGAUAACAAUUAAUAUCCCUCACUGGUUCAUUUUGUAAAACUGAACUGGGGAGGGGUUAGAGAGAAGAGGUUUUACUGGUUUGGUGGCAGAAGUUCUUUCCCUGAGAACUUGGGGUGUUGAGGAGCACUGUGUACACAACUCUGCCUUACCAGUGGAAUGCCUCAUCCAACAGGUUAAGCUGUUACUUUACCGUAUGCAGAGAAUAAAGUUGUGGCCAUCAAACAGUCUGUUCUAUGUUCCAGUUUCUUUUGGAUAAAAUAGGUUUUCAAAUCAUUGCUGAGUGAAUGCCCAGAUGUCAUAGAAAUAUACUGCAAAUGCACAUUAAAAAUGAACCAAACUCUGUGAAGGAUACACUAUUCAUAACUACUGCUCAGGCAAGUUGAUAUUAAACAAACUGCCUGAAUUUUUCACAACAUGUGGGACCUCAGCAGUCAGCAUGGAAGUGAUGAUUAAUCAUUCUUGAAAAAGAAAGAGAAGGCAAGUGAAAAACUCUAAAAAUAAAUCAGACUCAGCAAUAAAAAAAAUUGUACUUAUCUUUUUCUAGUCCCAGUGGGAGAAAAAUAAUCCGGGAAAUAGGUUCUUUAGGUAAAGUCCAAUUCAGUGUAGUUGGCCUGAACAAAGCUGCCAGCUAGAUAGAGUAUUAGCAGAAAGAACCCAUUUUGAGAGAACUCCACCAGAAUCAGAUUAUUAAUGGGUGAAGUAAAACGAGAAUAUUUAACACAGCAUAUAAACUCUAAAGAGAAUAGAAAACUUCGAAAGACACAUUCAGAGCUUACCUCCAUUGGCUACCAGGGAGGUCCAGGAAAUGGAAAGACACCAUGUGGCUGCCAGGGCUGGACUUGGCCCUGUUCUCUUGCAAAAGCUCUUUUCUGGGCCUUUAGUGUCUUCUUUUGAAGGGAAGUCCAUGAGGCUUCUUUUGGAACGAGAUACCUUAUUAUUUGUGUGAGGAUGUAACCUCAGUGAUUGCAUAGUUUGAAGAGUGUUUUGUUGUGAUUUGCCCUUUUUUAACCUUUAUGUUUGUUAGUUUGAUUUUUGCUAAAGUAGUAACAAAUUUGGAAGAGAGUGUUAACAUUCAGUCAGAGAGACCAGGGGAAAGAUGGAUGCAAAGAAACCAGAGACUAGCAAAGGCAGAAGAGGGAUAAAAAUGAUGAAUCCUUCAUAUUCAGCUCUGACUGAAACAGAAGAAAUGGUGUGUUCACAAUUAUUCCUGUCAUGUCAAAUCAUCUUUCAAUUAAUUCCUUUUUUUUAUUAGUUAUGUUUAAAACUAGAAGCAAUGUCUCCUUUUCCUUUCCUCAGCACUCUAAAGACCCUCUUGGUAGUGAAGAUGCAGUUGCACAAAAUUAAUUGAAGAUAACGCACUUAGCAGUUUGACAGCUCUUCACACAUUUGAAACCCCUUUACAGAGAUUAACUAAUUAAGCAAGUCUAAGUAGUGCAUUGUAAGUACCCCCAUCUUAACUCAUGACUCAUUUGAGGAAGAGGUAAAUUUUCACGUGAUUUUUUUUAAUUGAUGUUUAAGGAAUUAAUACUUAAGGUAAUUAGUAUUAAAGGGCUGCUCGCUAAUUAUGGACAACAUACCAGAACCACAGUAAAAUCAUGAUUUCUCAUUAUGAGCAGCACCUAAUGACAGCAAAAUUACUAGGAGGCGAAAGUAUCAUGGCGUCUGUGAUAACUACACUAGUGCCAUGUUCUGUCCCGCCUUGUGCAGUGGCCAAGCUUUGGUCUGCCAUACCCAGUCUCUGUUGCCUCUGCUGUUGUCCUUGCCUGAUCCCCAGAGCAGAGGCAGUGUUACCUGCAUUUACUGCACAUGCCAGUAGCUGGGAGGCACAGGCGUCAGACGGCAUUUUUGUACCCUCCCACAGUAAAAGUUGUUUUCCUCCCAGCAAAACAACAGCACAAAGAACCCCAACUAUUCCCAAGUCCGUGGAGACUCUGGAUACAAGGGGAGGCAAAGUGGGGAGUUUUGUGGGCAUAGAAGGUGCUGUAGUCACAGGAGAGAGGUUGUUUUCCAUGCCCCAUGCCAUUUUCUUCCUGUGAAAUUCUCUCUCCCAUAAAUUGGGCCACUUAAUACGCAGAGAGAGAGAGAGAGAAAGAGACACUCUCCUCCUCCACCCAUAUAUCCUGUCAACCUUCCAGCUCCUUCUUCCAACAGGUUUUAAUUGUAACACAAUCCUUGUUAAUAUUGUGGUGAUUCACUUACACCUGUGCUGUGAAAGCCUCGGAUUCUAUUGCCUGUGCAGAAGCACAUGUUAGCAACCUAAGACUGGAGCCUUAAGGUGACAGUGUGAUGCACUGAGUUCACCUGAUAUUUACCAGUGUUUUGGAAACCUCUAGAAAAUAUCCCAAGAAGGUCCACUGCAAAACUGAAAAGUGAAGGAAUAAAGAGGGAAUUUUGUUUGUUAUUUGUCUUAAGCAAGAAAGACAGUUCAUGAGAAAAGAGAUUGUAAACAGAGAUAAAAGUAGGAAAAGUAUGUGGGAAGGCAAACAUUAUUAUAACAAAUGAAACAGAGGAAGCUGGACUUGCAUAGGGAAAAAUAAGUUUGAUGAGAACAGCUGAGCUGUGCUUUCUCCUGUCUGAAGUAACUUCUUGCCUAUGUUCUGCUGCAGAUCCAUAUUUUGUCUAAAAAUGUCUCUGUGAUUAAUAAGGCUGAGCUAAAAACAGUAAAUGGAAGUCUCCUGUCAUGCAGAUGAUGUCCAAGCAGUUUUCUGUGCCACAAAAAGAAGGUCUCUCUGUCUUGGUGUACGUGCUUACUGUAACAGCUGUGUUCACUGGAGCACACUGCUGAAACAACGGGAUCACGGCAGGUUCCCAUCUGACUCCUGACAGGGGAAGAGCACCAGGGAGAUGAUCCUCAGGGCUGCCACAAAGUCCACACCUGGUCAGACUGCUGGGCCAGUCUCCUGCACCAGGAAAACAACAAGUUUGUGGGUUGUUGUUGUUAUUUUUUAAAUAGAAAGUACUUCUCAAUUUCAGUGGGCUGUGCAGGAAAUUUGAAGCUUUUCACAGCAGCCAUCUGUUCAUCAUUUUUUCUAUUCAGCAGCACCUCUCAUCCUUCCUCCCCAAUGGGAUCCUGCUGCUGCAGGCUCUUGAAAGGCCAUUUUGCCUUCAGCCCUUGUGGAGAGCAAGCAAGGACGUCAGAAGUGAAAGAUCCAGCAGCCAGGACCACAUAGUCAGGAGAAAUCAGCCCUAAACAGCAAUGUGGUAUCAGUUGGGACAUGUUGCACUGCAGGAGCAACACCCCAGCAGCUGUAGUCCAGCCGCAAGGUGAAGGGUGAUCUCUGAGUAGGAAGCAACAGGUCUUUAGUUAUGUCCAUGUCACAGCACAGGGACAACAAGGAAGUCUGGUGGGACAGAAAUGUGGCCAUCUGGGCUAGGGCUGUGCCAGACUCUUGCUCUGCUUCUGCAGCUCUUUGCCAAGGAGCCUGGGUUACACCAGACUAGGUGUGAGAAUUGUUUGGCAGCGCUGCCCGCCCCUGCCCAAGGCAGCCCCAGAAGCCUCUGUGCACCUCCUUGCAGCUGCAGCCCAUCACCUCACUGCUCCUACAUGCACUAGAAAGCCCAGGGCCCAACUUUUGCCUCCAUGCUGAUAGAAAGUGCUCUGCAGACAUCUCACUUCAAAUACUUGUUCAAAGCAAUUGGCUUAGGUGCUUUUAAAUGAAACCCCAUAGAGAUCAGUUGAACCCAUUAGUGUUCCCUAGAUGAUCCAGGCAGUAACAUUUACUGGUUAAAACGCACUCAUGGACUAAAAAGCUCCUCACACCCAGCCACUCCUUGCUGCUGAAAAUUUUGUAUUUCAAUGGGGAAUGAUGAACUGAGCACGUGAUAAAGCCUUUAAUAGCCCUGAGGAAGAGGGCAGAACAUUGCCAUUUUCUCCAAUUUUUCAGAGGCAACUUUCAUGUGACAGAACUCAGGAGCAUUAAUUCGCAUCAAACACAAAAGAAGCUUCUUACAUUAGCAGAACUGACAGUAGAAAACAGUCAAUGACUUAUCUGUGAGCUACAGGACAGCAGGGCAACAGGCAAGUGAAUAAGGAAAGGUCACCGACCUUUGUGUGGAGAGAAAAUUCAAAGCACAUUGUCUACUGUCAUUGUGCAAGUGAGAGGUGCUUGGCUGGUGUUGAGCUUGCCAACAUGAAAAUGCAAAAUUUCAAAAAUGGCAGGCAUGCAGGGAUCAUUGUAGACAUGCAGAAACAAAAUUAGCUCAGGCAACAAAGGGAGGAAGAAGAAACAAACAAAUUAAAAGAUCUCUAGAUAUCUUGCAGCUUCUCCCCGCUAGUCUAAGCAGGUUCAUUUCCACCAGGGUUUAUAAAAGAUACAGCCAUGGUGAGUUUGUUUGUCAUAAAUGAAAAUGAGAGCAAAGCAGUGGGGAAAAAAAAUGCAGUUUAUGGCGUGAUUGUACACUUAAAGCUAUAAAAUGGUGACAAUGUCCUGAUAUCAUGACUGAAGUUCCAUUCUCUGUUUAAGUGGAGCUUCUGGGAAACCUCUCAGUGAUGUCUACGAUUCAUGCACAUAUACGAAUUUUAUGAUUCUAUAUUCAAACACAGACAAGGAAAAGAAAAAAGAAAAUCCGCAAAAAAAUAUGAGGUACCUUCUCUACUAAUCUAGAGGUCAUUUGCAAACUAUCUUUUAUGUCUUUGCUGUACUGAAUGUGUCAUAACUUCCUUGUGGUACUGACAGUCCCUCUCCCUUGUCAAAUUCCAAGAAGGGUACUACUGCAGUGCCAACAGAUAAUAAUAAACAGCAGAAACCAGUCCUUGGUGACCCUU
Molecule: messenger RNA, 7856 nt
Organism: Pseudopipra pipra
Lineage: Eukaryota; Metazoa; Chordata; Aves; Passeriformes; Pipridae
Gene: GRAP2
Product: GRB2 related adaptor protein 2
Exons: 10
Coding region: 1368-2303 (311 amino acids)
Biological process (GO): regulation of MAPK cascade; signal transduction
Cellular component (GO): cytoplasm; nucleoplasm; plasma membrane
Molecular function (GO): phosphotyrosine residue binding
Source: RefSeq, a predicted model, not a curated record